Molecule: messenger RNA, 1247 nt
Organism: Cyprinus carpio (common carp)
Lineage: Eukaryota; Metazoa; Chordata; Actinopteri; Cypriniformes; Cyprinidae
Product: melanoma antigen recognized by T-cells 1-like
Cellular component (GO): melanosome
Source: RefSeq, a predicted model, not a curated record
GCGGUCAGCAGACAGUCAGAUGGAGGGGCUGUGAGUGUGAGAGCUGAACCCGUGACGGUCAUGAGAACUUCUCAAGAGCUUUGAGAGUCACACACAGAGCAGAAUCACUGCAGAAUCACAGCAGACCGAUCAGGAGGUUUGUUCAUCAUGUCUUACGGCGGAUCAGGUUCAGGUUCUCGAGGUGAAUUCAGCGUUCAUUUCUCCAGCAGAGGUGGAGCAGGACUCAUCAGAGCUGAAGAGGCCGCAGGAAUCGCCUUACUGGCCGUGAUCCUCACAGCGCUGCUCAUCCUGGGCUGCUGGUAUUACCGCCGGCGGGGCGGAUACAAGAUGAUCCGGAAUGGGAGAAACAGCGGUCAGUCAUGGAGAGAGAUGAUGAGAGCGGGUCAGUACAGCGAGUCUGGAUCAGGAGAAGAGAACAAACUAGCCUUGAAUGAAUUCAGCAACCUGCAACCAGCGAUUCCUAACGCUCCUCCGGCCUACGAUAAGAUCGCCUCCGGACCGUCACCUCCUCCGUACUCUCCAUGAGACACAGACGAAGGAAGAUCUGUGGAUUCCUGUAAUGUUUGUGGGAUGAGCGGUCACACAGCAGAGGUCCUGGAGAGCCUCAGUCCUGCAGAGUUUAGCUUCAACCUUGAUUAAAUCUCACCUGUCUGUAGCUUUCUAUCAACGCUUGGACCCUGAUGAGCUUCUUCAGGUGUGUUUGAUUAGGGUCGGAGCUGACCUCUGCAGGACUCUGGCUCUCCAGGACCAACGCCAGGAAUCUUACCAAAGCUUGUGGACUAUAACCUCUGACACUACAGUGCCUUUCAAACACUACAUCAUCAUCAGACACGAGGCUAAUAAAGUUUAAUAUUCAUUCAAUCCAAUAAAGUUUUUGUUUUAGUUCAAGGUAUUUAAAAAGAACAGGCCAUUUGCACCUAAAUCUGGUUAAGAUGUUCUUAGUUUUAGAUUUAUUCUGUUUUAAAUGUCGUCAGAUAGAAGCAUAGAGAUUUCGCUGUUUAUUUCUGUUCACUAUUAAAUAUCUGUUACUCAUUAUUUACUUUUAAUAUGUCAUCUUUAUCAAACAUAUGUCUGUAUGUCUUUAUACAUAUCUGACUGUAAAAGUGAACACCUGUAAUGAAACUUUUAUUUACAUAUUCGUUGAGGAUGUGGGACAUCUCUGACUCACAUAUAAGCAAACUACGUUUCUGUGAAGAGAUUUGUGCAAAAGAUUAGUUUUGUGCAAACUGUUCAAAUAAAAUAGAAUA